Messenger RNA from Hypanus sabinus (Atlantic stingray), 4621 nucleotides. RefSeq names its product putative leucine-rich repeat-containing protein DDB_G0290503 (gene kifl). Lineage: Eukaryota; Metazoa; Chordata; Chondrichthyes; Myliobatiformes; Dasyatidae. The record is from RefSeq and is a predicted model, not a curated record. The coding region runs from base 475 to 2298 and encodes 607 amino acids. The transcript is spliced from 18 exons.
CGCCGAUACUCAACACACGAAUUCAGCCUUUGAAAGUAUUUCCUGCAGCCGCAAGGUAGAGGCGAUGGAGAUACAUUAUUAACUUAUUGGGCUGAGGCGCCGUUUCGUUAUGCAACCGGGCUGAAGUAAAUCAGCAGCAGGGCGCUGGCAGUCGCUGGAACGCCGCCCGAAAACUCUUUCCGCAACAAUGGACGAAGCUAUUUGGAGCAAAUGCAGGCCGCACCUCUCCGUGUGGUAGUCGCCGCGCCCUCGCCUCACCCUCAACCGGCGUUUUAAAACUCAAAUGAUAUUUGUUUCCAUUUUGAAGAAGGCAAGAAAGGGACUAAAGAUGGAAACACGUCAAUUAAAAAGAUUUCCAUUUUAUUUUAGCGUAUACCAAGGAGGAAUCCUAUUUAGCCCUUUCCUUAAAUCACCUGGGAGAAGAAAUCAGGAUCAAAGAGCUGUGAGAAAAGCUAUGUCAGAGAGGAGGAAAAAAUGAAGAACAUUUCUAAAAUGGGUGCCAGUGGCAACAGCCAAUCAGACAGGAUUGCUGGUUGGCAGGUGAGAAAGUCAGCAGGAGGAGGCAAUGUAUGGGACAAGCCCCCACAAUCGGAUCUUUGGGAAAGAAGUGCUCUAGGACUGGGUUAUUCAAUAAGCAGGAAAAUUUCCCAAUCUAGUAUUUCUGUCUUGGAAGACAAUGGAUCUAAAAGUAUUGAUCUGCCUGGAAGUGUAUCAGAAAUGAAGGAUGAACUUAAUAAUUACUCCACAUGUGUCGUUAAAAACACAAGUAUUGAUGAACAAUCUGAUCAAAUCACACCAGCCAACGAAUCCUUCAUGAAGAGACUGAGUAUGAGAAUAAAGCAAUUGUUACCCUUCAGACAACUAACUAUGCAGAACAGAAAUGAUCCAACCUUGAAUGAAGUCAUCCUCACUUCCUUUUCACAACGGAAGAAAAGAGAAAGGAUUGGAAGAACUUCUGAAGACCACAUGCCGGAGGCAAAGGCUUACAUUCCAUAUGAAAGUGCCAGGUUUCACAUUGCCAAGGUAGUAGAGGAUAUGCAUCAAUUGAGAAACAAGUAUAUAAAGCACAUCUGUGAAAUGGAGGAAAGUUUACACACUCCAGAAAAGGAAAAGAAGGAACAGAGCAUCCUGAAGCUUCAAAAGCAACACAGAGAUAAGAUGACCAUUUUUAAAGAAGUUCUGAAAGCAUAUCAAGAGCACAUAAAAAAGAAUAACAAAUAUUGGGAAGAUCUGGUACAGCAUUUAAAGAAUGAAAAUAACCAACUCAUCCAAGAACAGAUCCAAGCUAAGCAAGAACUUGAAAAAUGGGAAUAUCAAAAGACUAAAAUUAUAGAAGGAUUUUCCCAGAAGAUUGAUCUAUUAUACACUCAUCAGAUUUCAACUCUGAAAGAACUUCAUAUAACUAGAUUAGAGUUGGAAAGAGUACAAGAAAUGCUAAAACUACAAGAAGAAAUUGUCCCUGAGAAACAAGAAAAAAAUUGUCUGCAAGCAACCUCAGAAAUCAAAAUAUCUGAUGAUCCAGAUUUUGAGGUACAGGAGAACUGUUCCCAGGAGGUUCAUGAACAGAGGCAAAACCUAAAGAAUUGUAUAAAUACUCUGGGAGAAACAGAACACACUGGAAAUGAAAAGUGGGCUACUGUCAUUGGACUACCAGAAGAAACACAAGAAAAGGAAGUGCACUCUAGUGCUGCAGAGGCUUCUAAGGAAUAUUUUCAGGAAAAGGCUUGCAUGAUACUUCCUAGUUUGAGCAAGAAAGAAGAUAACUCAUCAGGUACUGAUCAGACUAAAAUUGCAGAAGCUCAAAUGAUUCUGGAGAAGCUGAAGCAGACUCUCAGUAAAAAGGAAGAAGAAAUUGCUGAGCUUCUUCAAGAUGAAGGUCAGCCUGAUAAUCAUUUUACAACAUGGACUAAAAACCAGCUUGUCCACAGUGACCCAUCAAACAUAUUUCUAUUGAAGAAAAUUUUAGAAAAGUUUCAUUCUGUUUAUAGUGAAGUUCCUGAAGCACGGCAAUUUAUUGACUGCCUCUUAAAUGAGAAUAAUGGGAAGGUAAUAACAGCCAAGGAAACUUUGAAAAGACUACAACAAAACGUGAUUGACUCCGAACAAGUCAUGGGGGGAAAUCCUACAGAUUUUAACAGGUUUCAGUUUCCAAAGGAUCCUGACAGAAAUCUAGAAGAUGUACAAGCUGAACUCUGGGAAGCAGAGAUGGCAGUGGGGGCACUAGGUAGCAUUAGUUCUGGAUGUAUUAAUGAACAACUGUACUCUAUUGUGACAGGUGCACAAUGGAGAGUAUCCUGACUGGUUGCAUUAGUGCCCAGCAAUAGAAAAGGCUACAAAAAGUAAUGGAUACAGCCCAGUCCAUCACAAGAAAAGUCAUUUGAGUACAUCUAUAAAGAGCUUUGCCACAAGAAAGUAGCAUCCAACAUCAAGGACCUCCACCAUCCAGGCCAUGCUCUCUUCUCAUUGCUACUAUCAGGAAGGAGGUAGAGAAGCCUUAGCCUCACCACCAGGUUCAGAAACAGUCAUUACCCUUCAACCAUCAGCUUCCUGAACCAGCAUGGACAUCUUCACUCACCAUACAAAGACCAUUGAACACAACCUAUAGACUCACUUUCAAGGACUCUAUAAUUCAUGUUCUCAGUAUUAUUUAAUUAAUUAUUUGUUUAUUACUGUUAUUACUGGUUUCCUUUUGUAUUUGCACAGUUUGUCAUUCUUUGUGUGUAAUUUUACAUGGAUUCCAUUGUAUAUUUUUGUUCUACUGUGAAUGCCUGCAAGAAAAUGAAUCAUGGUCGCAUUUGGUGACACAUAGGAACUUUGAUAAUAAUAUUUUUAAUGUUAAGCUUUGAAGUGUAAUGUUUACCAUUAAGAAUAGCAUGGUAAUGUUAUAUUGUUUUUCAUUCCUGAAAAAUAUAGAUCGAAACAAUGGAGUUGAUAGAACUAACCAGAGACAAACAUUGAGGAGAGGAUACUUUCCAUCCCCAUACAGGCAAUUUUGGCUGAUAACAACAUACAAAGUUACAUAAAUACUAUUGAUAACCCAUGAGUGAAAUGGACUCUUAAAAUAUGGAAAGUAUCAUAAAAGAAUAUAAACUAGAGGGAGAUACUGUGAUUCUUAAAUGGUGUGAAUAUUACUCAGAUUUUACACCGAAUAAACUGGAUGCUAGAUUUAAGUACUGGACAGCUAAAGGAAUAACAGUUAUUUGCAAUAUAAUGAAAGAGGGAAAACUGUUCAGUUUUGAAAUGCUUAAAGUGAAACACCUAUUAGAAAAACAAGACUUUUAUCGGUAUUUGAAUAUGCUACAGUAUGUUCAUGGGAGGGUUAAAAAUGUAACCAGGGCAAGUACGUGUUUGAUAGAACUACUUAGAAAAGUAUAUAAUUCAGAUAAUGGUAGUGGAAUCAUUUCAAGCAUGUAUAAGGGUUUGUUAAAUCUUAAAACACAUUUGAUUUCAUACAUUCAAACAAAAUAGGACAAGGAAGGAGGGAUAAUUAUAUCUGAGGAAUAAUGGACAAGAAUAUGGAGGUAUCAAUGGAAGUGUACCAGUUCACAGAACUGGAGGGAGCUUGGAUGGAAAAACUUGAUAAGAUAUUUUAUUACACCCUCUCCAAAAUCCCAUUAUGAUAGUAACCUCCCUGUUUGCUGGAGAAAUUGUGGAAAUCAAAAUGCAAACCAUUAUCAUAUUUUCUGGGAUUGCCCUGUUUAUCAAAGACUAUUGGAGUGUGAUACACAAUGUGCUACAAGACAUUUUUAAAUGUGAAAUACCCUUAGAAAAUAAGACUAUAUAUUUUGGGUAUAUACCUUAAGAAUGAUUGAAAAAAGAUAAAUAUUUAAUGAAGAUACUGCUGGUAGUUGGUAAAAAGACUUUUACCAGGAAAUGGGUAUUACAGGAGAGCCCAUCUUUAAAUGCAUGGAUGGAAAUUACAAUGGACAUUUACAAAAUGGAGAAGAAAACAGCAUCUGUUAAAACAUAAGUUGGAACAAUUUGAUUCAUACUGGGAAAAAAUGGUUUAACUACAUUUCACCUCAUAGGCCUGACUUUAUUCUCACAAACCAGUGAAUAUAUUGGAAAAAUAAAAGAUCACUCCCUACUUGUACAUAGUUUUCUCCUUUUGCUUGUUUUUUUCUUUUCUGUAAGUGUAUACCUCAGAUAAAUAUUAUGUGGAGAUUUGUGAUAUAUAUGAUUAUAUGAUAUAUAUGUACAAUGUCUGAAAUACAUCUUAUGGAAAUGUUUGUUUGAUGAUGAACUUCAAUAAAAAAUAAAUUACAAAAAAAAGAACUAACAAGAGACAUUACAUUAGUGAAUCUCAUUCUCAUUAGCACACAUUGUAAAUAGCUACCUUUAAUAUUGAUAAGAGCAGAAUAACAUUAUCUGUAAAUUAUCUACUUUAGUCCACAACCCCAUUGUACAUAGAACUCUCAUUCACUAUUUAUCAAUAUAAGGUCAGAAGAUCAGUGGAAAUUGCCUAAUUUCUGUUCAUGUUUUUUUAAUCUGCAUUCAUUCUUCCUAAUUUAAUGCAAACAUUGUUUUAUAUAGCUUCUGGAGAUAACAGAUUGAAAAUUCUGAAAAUGAAACAUAAGAUCUUUGGAGUGAUAUGUAUGAACCUGAAUUUAAUGUAAAAUAA